UUUAAUACUAUUUACAUGAAUUUGUAAAUCUAAUCUAUUAUCUACCUGCUGUGAUAAUUUUCCUUUCAUUCUUCACUUCAAAUCAUUUCAAAUGGAGACACUGCACACUACAAUGGCGGGUAUGAUGGAGCACUUUAAUAAGACUAUGGCUGAGUUCCAAAACCAGCUGAAGGCAAACAACACACCAGCUACAGUGCCUUCGCUUGAAUCUGACUUUGUCACUUUCCGGAGCUUUAUAACAACUGCACUCACUAGUCUUCAGAAGCAAGUGGAAAUAAUUGCCCGCCAACAAGAACAGAUGGAGAUGCGUAGUAGACGCAAAAUGUUGUUGCUGCAUGGAGUGCCAGAGUCACAACGGGAAUCUGUAGCCCAGGUGGUAGCGAAGGUUGUCAUAGACAGGCUGGAUAUUGGAGACUUCACUACAGGACAUAUCUCUCGGUGUCACCGUCUUGGUCGUACAUUGAAAGACAAGCCUCGCCCGAUAGUUGUGAAGUUCCGUGACUUAGACAUCAGGAAUGAGGUAUGGUAUGCCAAAACUAAACUUAAGGGCAGCGGGUUCACCAUGUCAGAAUUUCUGACUGCGGCCAGACACAGUGUAUUCAUGGCAGCUCGACAACACUUUGGCAUCAAAAACUGUUGGUCGCAUGACGGUUUCAUCGUCGUCGCUGAUGGGGAUGGUACAAGGCAUCGCAUAAGUUGUUCUGGUGAGCUGAGCAAGCUGAUUAGCUCAUUGCCGGCCUCAACAGUCCAAUCUGCAUCGACCCCAGUCAUUGCCAAAGACCCUGCCGUCACUACGAUUCGAUCAAAACGCCAUAGAAAGUAGAAUUGUUUGUUAUUAUUGUAUGUCGAGUAUUCUUUAUUACUGAUUCACUGUAGUAUAUACUUUUUCAAUUUGGUUUUACCUCAGAAACUCAUAAUUAUUACGCUACCUACGAAUUAAUUUUGUUUUCUUUUAUAUGUAAACAUGUCAAUAAGUAAAAUAUUAAAAUCCUUAUGUCUAAU
Messenger RNA from Achroia grisella, 1002 nucleotides. RefSeq lists its product as uncharacterized. The record is from RefSeq and is a predicted model, not a curated record. The transcript has a single exon. Bases 92 to 823 code for a protein of 243 amino acids. NCBI's taxonomy places the organism in Eukaryota, Metazoa, Arthropoda, Insecta, Lepidoptera, Pyralidae.